This is a messenger RNA of Caenorhabditis sp. 36 PRJEB53466, 6130 nucleotides long. NCBI's taxonomy places the organism in Eukaryota, Metazoa, Nematoda, Chromadorea, Rhabditida, Rhabditidae. The record is from the annotation of a GenBank genome assembly.
AUGCCGGACACAGUGAGCAGCAGCAGCAGGCCGACGAGUCGAAGCGGCAGACGUCGGACGACGUCCAGAGUGACGGGCGACGAGCCGUCGACGUCGACCGCGCCGCUCGAAGACGAAGACGUCGACGAGGAGGAGCCGAUUCCCAUGGAAACGGACGAGGGAGGGCCGAUCGACGCGGCCAACGCGCGGGCCUACAUCGCCGCGAUUCUUCUCGCCGAAAAUCGAGAAGUCCGAGACAAAUUGUAGGCGGUUUCCUUGUUGUUCAUGGAUUCUAACUCGUUUUUGCAACUUUUAGGCACACCGGAAUCGCACAGAUCAAUCUGACGGACGACGGAGGGCCCGAGACCCGUACUCAGCCAGUCGUUGAACAAAUUCAGAGAGUCGAACAAGCGUAAGCCCCUCAUUUUUUGUAUAUAAAAUGCAUCAAAAACUUUGAUUUGUUGCAGAGUUCUCAACGAGACGCUCGAGGAGGUGCUGAAGGAUCCAAAGUACGCGGUGCUGGCGGAUCUGACGAAGGCGGUCGAGACGCCGGAAGACGUCGGACGGGCGAUGCAUCCGAUCGAGGUGAAGAUCGAGGAGGGCGAGACGGCCGGCGCGGCGCCGAGUGCUUCGGUGCUGCCGUCGGCGAGCGGCGGAGAGACGAAUGUGGAGAGGGCGGCGAAACGAGUGAGUUUGAAAGUCUUAUCUUAGCGAAAAAUUCGCAUUUUUCUACUAGGAUUUGGGUGAAAUUAAAAAAGAAACUGCAACUUUUUCCCAUACAAAAUAACUCCCAAAUCCGUGAAUUCACGUACAGAUCACCUUUGUCCAAUUUUGUUUCUUUUUGCAGGAAGCACACGUACUCGCGCGAAUCGCAGAGCUCCGCAGAAACGGUCUUUGGUCGAAUUCGCGUCUGCCAAAGUGCAUGGAGCCGGAGCGCAACAAAACGCACUGGGACUACCUGUUGGAGGAGGUGAAAUGGAUGGCGACCGACUUCCGCGCCGAAACGAACACGAAGCGGCGGAUUGCGAAGGCGAUCGCCCACGCAAUAGCCAAGCAGCACCGCGAUCGCGAGAUUGUGGUCGAGCGGGCGGCGGAGCGAGAGAUCAAGGAGAAGAAGCGGAUGUGCGCGAGCAUUGCGAAGAUGAUCCGCGACUUCUGGCAGGGAGUCGACAAGAUGGUCGACAUUCGCGCCAAGGAGAUUCUGGAGUCGCGGCUGCGGAAGGCACGAAACAAACAUCUCAUGUUCAUGAUCGGACAGGUCGACGAGAUGAGCAACAUUGUGCAGGAGCGCUUGGUCCCCUCGAAAACGCCUUCCAUCGCCUCGGACGACAUCAACGACAAAGAGUUCGAGGUCGGCGAGUCGGAAUCCGACGACGAGCAGACGAUUGCGAACGCGGAGAAGUCACAGCGGAAAGACGAUGUUCGGAUCGAGGUGGACGCCCUUCAGAACGAGGCGACCGUCGAGAUGGACGACUUUUUGUCGACACUACCGCCCGAAUACCUCGAGGCGUACGGACUGACGCAGGAGGAUCUGGAGGAGAUGAAACGCGAGAAUCAGCGAGAAAGAGAGGAGAAGGGGAAGCGGGAAGAGAAGGUGGCAGAUGAUCCGGCUCCAGGACCAUCCACGGCACCGGUCCCAGAAGAGGAGAAAUCGCAGGACACGGCGGCCGAGGACGGAAACGGAGACGGUCGCGGAGUGCUGCAGAACGUGGACUACCUGAAGCUGAACUCGCACGAUUCCGACGAACGACAGCAGGAGCUGGCCAACAUUGCCGAGGAGGCGCUGAAGUUCCAGCCGAAGGGCUACACGCUCGAGACGACGCAAGUGAAGACGCCGGUGCCGUUCCUGAUCCGCGGACAGCUUCGUGAGUACCAGAUGGUCGGAUUAGAUUGGAUGGUCACGUUGUACGAGAAGAAUCUGAACGGAAUUCUCGCCGACGAGAUGGGACUGGGAAAGACGAUCCAGACGAUCUCGUUGCUGGCGCACUUGGCGUGCAGCGAGUCCAUCUGGGGACCGCACCUGAUCGUCGUGCCCACCUCGGUCAUACUCAACUGGGAAAUGGAGUUCAAGAAGUGGUGUCCGUCCCUCAAGAUUCUCACCUACUUCGGGACGGCAAAAGAGCGAGCCGAGAAGCGAAAGGGUUGGAUGAAGCCCAACUGUUUCCACGUCUGCAUCACCUCCUACAAAACGGUCACCCAGGACAUUCGGGCGUUCAAACAGCGCGCGUGGCAGUAUCUGAUCCUCGACGAAGCGCAAAACAUCAAGAAUUGGAAGUCGCAGCGCUGGCAGGCUCUGCUCAACGUCCGCGCCCGACGACGUCUUCUCCUCACCGGAACACCGCUGCAGAAUUCGUUGAUGGAGUUGUGGUCACUUAUGCACUUCCUGAUGCCGACCAUCUUCUCGUCGCACGACGACUUCAAAGACUGGUUCUCGAAUCCGUUGACCGGAAUGAUGGAGGGGAACAUGGAGUUCAACGCGCCGCUGAUUCAACGUCUCCAUAAAGUGCUGCGCCCGUUCAUACUGCGUCGGCUGAAGAAGGAGGUGGAGAAGCAGUUGCCCGAGAAGACGGAGCACAUCAUCAAUUGUUCGCUGUCGAAACGCCAACGCUAUCUCUACGACGAUUUCAUGAGCCGCCGCUCGACGAAGGAGAAUCUGAAGAGCGGCAACAUGAUGUCGGUGCUCAACAUCGUCAUGCAACUGCGCAAGUGCUGCAACCAUCCGAAUCUGUUCGAGCCACGUCCUGUCGUCGCGCCGUUCGUCGUCCAGAAGAUGCAAGUCGACGUGCCUGCGUUCCUUUUCGGUAUCGCCGAGCAGAAGAGCGAGGAGGAGCCGGUGCCGGAGAUGCUCAAGUUGCGCAUCGGAUGGCAGACGCAGGUCUCGUCGACGAGGCCGCUCAUCGAGGAGAUGGAGGCGAUGGAGACGGCGCUCGAGUUGCGGCCGCCCGUCGUCGACGGAUUCCGCUUCAAUCGUACCGCCUACGUGACGAAGAACGCGCGCGACGCGAUAGAGACGAUGGCUUCGGAGGAGGAGGUUCAUCGGGCCAAUGGGACCGCUUCUGGUUCUUCUGGAUCUUCUUCUUCUCCUUUGUCGCAAACGCUGAACCGCACAGCGUCGCUGAUCCGCUCGCGGACCGUCAUGAACACGGCGCCGUUGACAAUCACCACCGACCGCAGCGGCUUCCACUACACGCUCGCGAGCAACGGACGCAGCCAGCUCGACGAGCGCGCGCCGUACAGUCCGCCACUCAAAAGGGCGAAAUUGACAGGAGCGCCGCCGAAUUGGACGGACUACGUGCCGAGGGACGUGGUGGAGAGGAUGGAAGAGUCGAAGAGGCAGCAGUUGGAGGUCGUCCGUCGACGCUUCGGACAAAUCCGCGCGCCGACGAUCGCGAGAGAGCUGUUGACGUUGCUGCGCGAGGAGAUUGUCGGAGAGUUUCCGAGUCUUUGUGUGGAAAACGACGAGAAAGUGCAGAAGAGACUGGCGGAAUACGUGGAUUUGCUCGCGGAAAGGUAAGAAUUAGAAAAAUGUUGAUUCGCCGCAAAAAAACAGUUCAGCAGUUUGAUAAACCCAAAAAUUCUAAAAAUUUCAAAGAAAUUCACAAUAAUCCUCAAGACUCUAUUUUGGCCGGUGAAAUGUUGUCAAUAAUCGGAGAAAAACGCCAAAGUCCACAAUUUUCUUUGCAGAUUCGGAAUGUACGUCGAACCGGUGCUGACGGACGCGUGGCAAUGCCGCCCAUCCUCGUCGGGCCUUCCCUCCUACAUUCGCCACAACUUCCAAAAGAUCGAGAGGGACUCGCGCGCGUACCUGCUCGGCUCCUCCUCGGACACGGACACCCGCAUGUCCAUCUGCCGCUCCCUCCAAUUCCCCGAGCUUCGACUCAUCGAGUACGACUGCGGAAAGCUGCAGACGCUGGCGGUUCUUCUCCGUCAAUUGUACCUCUACAAACAUCGCUGCCUCAUCUUCACUCAAAUGUCGAAGAUGCUCGACGUGCUGCAGACGUUCCUCUCGCAUCACGGAUACCAGUAUUUCCGGCUGGACGGCACGACGGGCGUUGAACAGAGACAGGCGAUGAUGGAGCGGUUCAACGCGGAUCCGAAGGUGUUCUGCUUCAUCCUCUCGACCCGAUCCGGCGGAGUGGGUAUCAAUCUGACCGGCGCCGACACUGUCAUCUUCUACGAUUCGGAUUGGAAUCCGACGAUGGACGCUCAGGCGCAGGACAGAUGCCAUCGCAUCGGACAGACCCGCAACGUCUCGAUCUAUCGCUUGAUCUCCGAGCGCACGAUCGAGGAGAACAUUUUGAAGAAGGCGACGCAGAAGCGACGGCUCGGCGAGCUCGCGAUCGACGAGGCCGGCUUCACGCCUGAGUUCUUCAAGCAGACCGACAACAUUCGCGAUCUGUUCGACGGCGAAAAUGUGGAUGUGGAGGCGCCGAAGGACGUGCCGUUGAACGAGAAAGAGCUGGAGAAGGCGAUGGCCAAGUGCGAGGACGAGGUGGAUGUGAACGCGGCGAAGGUGGCCGCUGCGGAGGCACGAGUCGACGUGGCCGAGUUUGACGAGAACGCGAAGGCGCCGACGAGCAAUCUGGCCGGCGGCGACGAGGAGACCGACGAGAAGUACAUGGAGCUCAUUCAGCAGGUUUUCAGCGCUUUUCCUAGACGUUCCCGGGCUAAAAUUGCGUUUUUCAGCUCAAACCAAUCGAGAGAUUCGCGAUCAACCUGUUGGAGGCCGAGUACAAGCCAGAGUUUGAGGAGGAGUGCAAGGAGGCCGAGGUUUGUACGGAAAUUACCGGAAUAUAUCUCGAAAAUCCGCGAAACUUUGACUCAAAAUUGAUCGCGAUUUUCAAUAUCGAGUAAAACAUCCUUUUUGCAGGCGAUGAUCGAGCAGAAGCGCGAAGAGUGGGACAAGAAUCUGAACGAGACGGCGGCACACGAUGCGGACGAUCUGCUGAACGAGGAUCUGCUCGGCGGUGGCGGCGAUUUCUACCAGGGCGGCAGUCUUCUAGACGAGGUACGCGAUCGUCGCAAACAGAAAACGACAGGUGCCCAUGCGGCGAAGAAAAAGGCGAAGGUGAAGCCGAAAAAGGCGACGUCGUCGGCUCAGGGCACUUCUUCUUCUUCGGUAACGGCGCGAGGCCGUUCGCCGUCGAAGCGUAAAUCGACGGCGCCCUCGUUCAACCCCUACAUUUCGAUUGCCCCCCAUGUUCUCUCGUCUCCUCCCGAUUCUCCCCCCAAAAAGAUUAGUAGACGGUGUGUGGCGGGUGGUGGUACGGUAGCCGGUGGGGUUGGUGGUAGUGGGAAGGUGCGAUCGGCGAGAAAAAGCGUCAAACGGACAGUGAUGAUCAAGGAGAAAACGACGAAAGAAGAGGAGGGGGAAGACGAUGCGGACGCGGAAGAAGAAGAGGAAGAGUACAAGGAGCCAGUGAUGCCGAGCAGAAAGAAGGUUACGGUGGUGCGGAAGGUGAUCGCCCGACCGAUCACACCUAUGGGAACCCCCUCAACGACGCUUCCGAAGCAGGGACCGCUCAUCUCGCCGCCACGUCCUCCCGUUUCAAUUCCAUCCGGACCUUCCACUUCUGGACCUGCUCCGCGACCGAUUCGAACAGUGCUGAACCGUCCGCCGACGUUGAUGCCGGUGAAAGUUAUCAAAAUGGGAACAGGACAAACCGGGGCGCACGGGCUCACCUCCGCCACUCAUUUUGUGCGUCGACCAGUUGGAGCCGGAGGAGUGGCGAGCACAGUCGGCGGUCCCACUCGUUUCCCGAUUGUCCGAUUGCCGUCGUCGUCUUCGCAAGGACCUUCAACUUCUACUUCUUCGACUUCUGCAUCGUCGAGUUCGCAACCGCAACAUCCGCGAUUCGUGGUUCCGAUGAGAGCCCGCCCGGCUCCUUCGACUUCGGGAACGCCCGGAAAGAUGAUGUUCCCGGUGCGAGUGGUCCAACGCGUUCCCGUCCAAUCUGCGGGCGCCAAUCCGUCGGGUUCCAGCGCCGACCGCCCAACUUUUGGGAUCUACGAGCGACCGCGACUUUCUCUGCGUCAACGCGGUGAGUCCGAGCUGGGAUCUUCUCGUUUUCCGGCUCCGGCUCCUUCUCCUUCUUCGGCUCAACCGGCUCCACCGAAACCCGUUCUUUCCGCCCAACCACCACCACCCUAG